Molecule: messenger RNA, 3070 nt
Organism: Octodon degus (degu)
Lineage: Eukaryota; Metazoa; Chordata; Mammalia; Rodentia; Octodontidae
Gene: Mboat1
Product: membrane bound O-acyltransferase domain containing 1
Exons: 13
Coding region: 62-1549 (495 amino acids)
Biological process (GO): lipid modification
Cellular component (GO): membrane
Molecular function (GO): acyltransferase activity
Source: RefSeq, a predicted model, not a curated record
GUGGGGCCGAGAGCGCCGAGCUGCGGCGGGCCGGGCUGGGCAGCCGCUCCGAAGAUGCGGGAUGGCUGCGGAGGCGCCGGCGGCCGGCCUGUCCCACCGCACCACGGGAUCCACCUGCCUGCACCCGCUCAGCGAGCUGCUGCGCAUCCCGCUGGACCAGGUUAACUUCGUGGCCUGCCAGCUGUUCGCCUUGCUUGCUGCUUUCUGGUUUCGCAUCUACUUACAUCCUGGGAAAACAAGUUCUGAGGUCCGGCAUGCAAUCGCCACCAUUCUGGGCAUUUAUUUUGUAAUUUUUUGCUUUGGCUGGUAUUCCAUACAUCUUUUUGUUCUGGUAUUAAUGUGUUAUGGCAUUAUGGUCACUGCAAGUGUAAGCAAUAUUCACAGAUACACCUUUUUUGUAGCAAUGGGAUACCUUACAAUAUGCCACAUCAGCCGGAUAUACAUCUUCCACUAUGGCAUUCUCACUACAGAUUUUUCUGGGCCUCUGAUGAUUGUCACCCAGAAGAUCACCACCUUGGCUUUUCAGGUUCAUGAUGGACUAGGUCGAAAGGCUGAAGACCUCUCUGGUGAGCAGCGCCGACUUGCUGUGAAAGUGAAGCCUUCUUUUUUGGAAUAUUUAAGCUACCUUCUCAAUUUCAUGAGCGUCAUUGCUGGUCCUUGUAACAACUUCAAGGACUACGUGGCCUUCAUUGAAGGGAGACACAUACACAUGCAGUUGCUGGGCGUGAACUGGAAGCACAGAGGUUUCCACAGCCUGCCGGAGCCUUCUCCUAAUAGAGCUGUGAUACAGAAGUUGUGCGUCACUUUGGUGUCUCUCCUGUUGUUCUUGACAUUGACAAAGACAUUCCCCAUCACCUGCCUUGCUGACGACUGGUUUGUUCAUGAAGCAGACUUUCUGACGCGGCUCUUCUAUUUAUAUGUGGUCAUGCAGGCCGCAAAGCCCAAGUAUUAUUUCGCGUGGACAUUAGCGGAUGCAGUCCAUAAUGCAGCUGGUUUCGGGUUCAGUGGUGUGGAUAAGAAUGGAAAUUUCUGUUGGGAUCUGCUUUCCAACCUAAACAUCUGGAAAAUUGAGACUGCCACAAGUCUCAAGAUAUACUUAGAAAACUGGAACAUCCAGACAGCGGCGUGGCUAAAAUGUGUUUGCUAUGAGCGGGUUCCAUGGUACCCUACGGUGCUAACCUUCGUCCUGUCUGCCCUGUGGCAUGGGGUCUACCCUGGGUAUUAUUUCACCUUCUUAACUGGAGUCCUUGUCACAUUAGCGGCUAGAGUGGUGAGGAGCAACUGCAGACAGUACUUCCAUUCUUCCAAAGCUCUCAAGGCUGUUUAUGACACGGCGACCUGGGCUGCCACUCAGCUGACCGUCUCUUAUAUAGCAGCACCUUUUGUGAUGCUGGCAGUUGAACCAACCAUCAGUUUAUACAGGUCCAUGUACUUUUACUUACAUAUUGUAAGUCUCCUGCUAAUACUUUCUCUGCCAAUCAAACCACAAGCCCAUGCACCAAGGCAGCCUUGGACUCUGAAUUCUCUUCCUAAGAAGAAAACAGACUGAUACCUCGGAGAGGAGCUGAGCAAGUGGAGUUGCAAAACAUUGGAAAGAGGAGCUGAAAAAGCUCAAGGGUUCUCUAGUUACUUAGAGGCGAUGUUUACACACAUCCUUUUUUUUUUUCUCCUUGAUUGCAGGGAGUAUUUUUAUAAAGGCUUUAUGCAUAGCUAAAUCAGCCUUGUUAUCUUAAUUGUCUUAAUAUUUUAUAGAACCUUUCAGUGGUGUGGAGAUUUGGAGAGUGUACAGAGCUUCCGAGACAGUCCAUGUGAGGCUCCUAGGUCUGUCUUUCUGGCAUGAUUUCCAGCUAUUGAAAUCUGGAUGCUGAGAAUCCAGGCAUUGGCUCAGAAGUUAGAAGGUGAUUGCUUAGGAAAAUUGAUCAUGAAUUUCUUAAAUUAGAUCAUCCCCCUGCAUGGUUGUUCCUCGGAAAGCUCCAUACUGUUUGACAUGAUGUGUGACAUUAUGGACAAAAUAAUCACACUCAGAAGACUCUGGAGGAGGAGAUGGGUCGUGGAAGAAGGUUUUCAGGGUACCGAAAGCUCUGCGAGAUAGGACGACUGACCUGAGCACUUGAAUGGACUGGUGUGCCUGCAGCUGGGCUGCACUUUUUAAAGGAAUGUAACCCUUGAUUUUUCUUCUGGACUGAGCCAAGAUGGAAAUCAGAAAGGCCCCACCUGUGUGUGUGUGUCUGUUGGGGGCUCCUGUUUCCAUUUCGCAUGCAUCUGCUUCCAUUGGCUUGCCCAGGAGUGGCCUGAGAAGGCACCUGAUUCCCACCUGCAACCCCAGAAAAAUGCCUUUUAGAGAAACAAAAAAGUGAAAGUUAUGUAGAAGUUUGGUGAGAAGCAGCAGAUGUGUCUCACUUUUCCCUCUUCACUUCUCGGGGGUGUUCAUGAUCAUGGCCAUGACAUACGCAUGCGCUGAUUUUCAUUUUCCAAGUUUCACAACUGAUUAAACCUGUCUUGGCUUUGCUUUUGUUGAAUCAUUGUACUGAUAACAGAAACCGAUCGAGUUUUCUGUCUUUGUUAGGAACGUGCUGUGGCUCCUUUUGGCAACUUCUAUUGGGGGAAUGAUCAUGCAGGAGAAGGAAAUGUGGUAUUAAAUGUUGUGGAAAAUAAUAAUAAUGAUAAUAUUAAAUAUAUGCUGCAAUGAUGUGCCUUCAAUCAAAUGACUUGGGGGGAUUGUUCAAAACAAAUGGUAAAAAGUUAGUUUCUCACUGAAUAAAUGGUAUGUUUCUAUAUAAAAGAACUGUUUCUCAAUGGAAGCGUUACUUUUUGUGUCAAGAAAUUUGAUAUGUAGAGUAUGUGUGUUUAUUCAACAAAUGUGCACAAUUUAAAGUCUCACCUGCCUAUAACUUGAGCAGUACAUCAUGCUUAACUUUUACUGUGUGUGUCAGACAAGGGAAAGAUUUGGGGUUUUUUGGUACAAUUUCUCAUCAUCAUCACCAGCUGUGUAGGUGGGAUUUAUUUCCUGUGCAGAAGAAGGAACUGAGAACGAGAAAUGUACUCAUUGCCCGAGGGCCACAGAGGUAGU